This is a messenger RNA of Sorex araneus (European shrew), 3567 nucleotides long. Its product is annotated as carbonic anhydrase 13. Bases 370 to 1158 code for a protein of 262 amino acids. Gene Ontology annotation, cellular component: cytoplasm. The transcript has 7 exons. The record is from RefSeq and is a predicted model, not a curated record. NCBI's taxonomy places the organism in Eukaryota, Metazoa, Chordata, Mammalia, Eulipotyphla, Soricidae. Gene Ontology annotation, molecular function: carbonate dehydratase activity; zinc ion binding.
CCGGUGACUCAUGUCUUCCCGCUCCACGAUGACAAAUUCCCAGACUCCAGGAAAUCCCCUUUCCUCGGGAAAGCCUGCUCCCGGUUCUUUCCCAUCCCCUGCCUCCAGCCCAUCUAACUUGGUACCCCGCAUCUUCCUUUCCCCGCCGGCAAACGGCCCCGGUCUCGCUCGCCACCGCCCCCUGGCGGCCGCGGCCGGGAAGGCAGCCGCGGGCCGGGAGUUCAAGGGCUCGCACCUCUGCCCAGCUGCACCCCGCGGUCCCCGCCCUUGGCAGCACCCGGCCCGCCCGCCCCUUCGCGCACCCGCCCUGCCGCCGCCCUCCCGCCGCAGCCUGGCCACAUCUGUCUCCGCCCGCCACUCCGAAGGACCAUGUCGAGGCUCAGCUGGGGCUACGACGAGCACAACGGUCCUAUUCAUUGGAAUCAAUUUUUCCCUAUUGCUGAUGGGGAUCAACAAUCUCCAAUUGAGAUUAAGACCAAAGAAGUGAAAUAUGAUUCUUCUCUUCGACCUCUUAGUAUAAAAUACGACGCCAGCUCAGCUAAGAUCAUCAGUAACAGCGGCCAUUCCUUCAACGUUGACUUCGAUGAUACGGAGGACAAAUCAGUUCUGCGUGGGGGUCCCCUCACCGGAAGCUACAGGUUACGGCAGUUUCAUCUUCACUGGGGAUCUGCUGAUGAUCACGGCUCAGAACAUGUGGUUGAUGGAGUCAGGUACGCAGCAGAGCUCCAUGUUGUCCACUGGAAUUCAGAAAAAUAUCCCAGCUUUGUUGAAGCAGCAAAUGAGCCGGAUGGAUUAGCUGUCUUGGGAGUAUUUUUACAGAUUGGUGAACAUAAUUCACAGUUGCAAAAGAUUACUGACAUUUUGGAUUCUAUUAAAGAAAAGGGCAAACAAACCCGAUUCACCAAUUUUGACCCAAUAUCUCUACUUCCUCCAUCCUGGGACUACUGGACAUAUCCUGGCUCUCUUACUGUCCCUCCUCUUCUUGAGAGUGUCACUUGGAUUGUUUUAAAACAACCGAUAAACAUCAGCUCUCAGCAGCUGGCCACGUUCCGGAGCCUUCUAUGUACCGCCGAAGGGGAAGCAGCGGCUUUUUUACUGAGCAAUCACCGCCCACCACAGCCUCUGAAGGGCAGGAAAGUGAGAGCCUCUUUCCUUUGAAUGUUGUCACCUGCAGACAACCCCAAGCGUGUCUGCGAAGAGAAAUAAAACAAAGCAAAACACAAAACAUCCUGCUAAGAGUUCUUUCCAGGAGCCCUUUUGCUCUCACCACAAAGAAGAUCAGAAACUUCUCGUUAAACGGACUUAACUGCUCCAUCUCAAUCAUGCUUGCUCUCACGGGUCUUGCAGCAGGUAACGUUUCAGUUCAUGAAUGUCUGUGACAUGCAUCCGAGGCUAUCUAUCUGAAAACAUCAGGAGCCUCGGAAUGGCUUCAAACUCCUUCCUUGCCCAGAAGACCGAAGUAGCCACAUUUCUCUGUUAUACUUGCUGAGAAAUUUAAAUUCAUUUUCACAGGAGUUUGGUACCUGUUUCUACAUCAGUGCUUUUGCUUAAUGUCUUGAUAUGAUCCCAUUUUAUAAAAAAGCAGAACAUAUUUUCUUGAAAAGUGAAUUAUUGUUUUCUGUUGCAAAUUCUCAUUCCAUAAAUGACACUUUUACUAAAAUGGCAGUAUGAAGGUUACAGGAGUGAGUGGGUAGGGGAUAGCUAGCUGGCGAGUACUCCAUAGCUUAAAAAAAUAAAACAAAAACAAACCAUACAAAUAUGGUAAGGAAUUCCUCAGGAGAGCUACUUAAAUUUUAAUGAAUUUGGCCACGUAUCAAAAUCCUAAGUAAUGGUUAUGACACCUGGCUAAUAAUUGACCAGAGGCAGUGCUUACCAAUUUAUGGCACUAAUAUGGUUUGAAAUGAAGAGAUUACAAGGUCCCACUUGAGGCCUAAGGGCAUGAUAUAUGGGUUGCUUAUGUUGGCCGCUCAGCAGAGCAGGCAGCCAGCAAUUCUGUGAGAGACUUGUUCUUUUAACUGGCGAAAAAAAAAAAAAAACAACAACAACCUUUCCUCUUGUAUCAAUAAUCCACACCCUUGGAUGCAAUUCUAUGGUAAAACUCAUCCUCUCUCUCUCUUUCUCUCUCUCUCUCUCUUUCUCUCUCUCUCAUUUAUUUCUCCUACAUAACUUUGUAAGAUCACUCUUGAUAUUAAUUUUAACCUAUUAUCUCAUGUAACUAUUUGUUUCUUUUUUGGAAAGAAGGAGGUGGGGGCACCUUGGCUCUUUCUUGAAGAAUAGAGCGACACUUAGCAUUAAAUUAAGGGCCACAUUUUCACUUGAACACUUGUAUUCUUCUGAAUAUUCUUCUGAAAGAAGUUUAACAGUUUCUUACCUUUGGCAAUUUGUUUUAGACACCUUUCUUCUUCUGGAUUUUUAAUCAUUAAACUUAUUUUGUAUAGAAUCCUUAUAGGGUAGCUGUGUAACAGUGACUGUGUAAUGAUGUCUGUGGUCAUAUAAGAUGGACUCUUGAGAAGUAAGGCUGAUGCCCCCGUGGGUUUUGUUUUCUGCAUUCAGGAUCUAGCUUGAAACCUGGCAGGAGACUGGCUUGUAGUAAAUACUUAAUGAAUUGAAUACUUAAAUAAUCUAUGUAAUAUUUUCAGUAAUUACCUGACCGCUUAUGAUCAAAUGUACUGUAUGUUAAUAUGUAACAAGUAAAAUCUUAUCUCUUGGAAAUUGUUUCUUCUUAAAGGAAUACCCCUGAAGUCUAACAAGUGUCGCCAGAAAUUUUCAUGAUUUGAAAAAAAAUCAGUGUUGAAUGGGAGAGUUUGGAAAGAUAUUUUGAGAAGUAAUUUUGUCAGAGAAAGAAGUUUGUAUUCUCAGAGAAUAUACAUUAGAAUAACUGGAGAGGCGUGUUGGGGGGAAUUCUAAUUUCUGAGCAUAAGAGUUACCAUUUCAUAAAUUAUGGUUUUUGCUACAAUAUUGCACCGGCUCCAUGCCACAAAUUGGAUUUUAGUAGACCAAAAAAAAAAAGUCUGCACAGUGCUGUUUUUCUUGAAGUUUGUCUGCUAAUUUAUUUAUCUCUUAGAGGUCAAAGGUCUAAGUGUGUGUUAAACUUGUUAUCUUUUGAAAGAUUAAAGAGUUGUAAAUGAAUCCCUUUUGUUUUUCAGAACAUGUAUUCUAUUUUUAUUUGCUCAGCAUUUGGAAUUUUAAGUUAAAUUGGAUCCAAUCACAAUAAUAAAACAAAGAGAGAGAAGCUUUGCACUGUAUCUGGUACUUGUUUAUGCAAGACACAGGAUGAGAUUACACUUUUAAGCUCUAAUUUAGAAAAUGAUUUCAAAUGCACAGAAAAGUUGUAGGCACCUUAACCCCCUUAACUCCCCUUCCAAAAACCUUUUUAUUUCCAGCCAGCCCUUUUUCCUGGUUUAUGAAUGAGUUGCUAAUUUCAUGUUUUACCAUCCCACAAUUUUUGUAUUUCCUGUAAACCAGGAUGUUGUCCUCUGUAAAAUAAUAUAGCUACAAUAGCCAUGAAAUUCAUAUUGCUUGAUUAUAUCAUAAAUUCAUUUGAGAACAAGUUGUUCACUUAGUUUC